Actinia tenebrosa (Australian red waratah sea anemone) is the source of this 7120-nucleotide messenger RNA. RefSeq names its product protocadherin Fat 2-like. The record is from RefSeq and is a predicted model, not a curated record. Lineage: Eukaryota; Metazoa; Cnidaria; Anthozoa; Actiniaria; Actiniidae. Gene Ontology annotation, biological process: homophilic cell-cell adhesion. Gene Ontology annotation, cellular component: plasma membrane. Gene Ontology annotation, molecular function: calcium ion binding.
UGUGAGAACACCGUGGGAUCCUACAGAUGUGUCUGUUCAUCAGGACUGGUUUAUAAUCCUAUCACUAACACCUGUGACGACAUCAACGAGUGUCUGAAUAACUCUCUCAAUACCUGUCACCAGACAUGUAUUAACAUCCUUGGCUCGUUUCACUGUGACUGCAGUACUGGUUACCUCUUGUCCAAUGACAGAAAGAGUUGCUAUGACGUAGACGAGUGCAACCAAUCACGUGACGCCUGUCAAAACAUUUGUGCAUGAAUACCCAGGGGUCUUACAUGUGUGCUUGUAAACCAGGCUACCAGCUUGCAACUAACCGGGAACGGUGUGACACAAUAAGCUGCGGGAAUCCCGCGAGUCCUCAAGGGAUCGUCGUAACGUGUGAUGGAACAGUUGAGCAAUAUAGAUACAACCAUUCCUGUACAUUAACAUGUACUAAAGGUUAUCUCAUUGGACCGAACACCAUCACUUGUCAAUCAUCUGGAGUAUGGACUGUUAUAAGGGCUCAGUGUGUACCUCAAAUCCCUGGCCGUAACAGCCCUCCUCAUUCUAUCAUCCUCUCCUCGCACUUCAUCCCCGAAAACACAGCAAUAAACGAAGUCAUAGGUCGACUGACUACCAUCGACAGCGAUGAAGACCAGACCUUUACUUACUCCAUGGUAGAAGGCGCUCAUGGUUUGUUUGGAGUCGAUAAUUCUCGUGGGUCUCUUGUGGUAGCUGGGUAUUUGGACUACGAGAGGAAAUCCCGGUAUGAUAUCCGAGUUAUGAGCACCGACAGUGGAACACCCCCGUUAUCGUAUACACAGAACCUGACGGUGCACGUACUGGACGUCAAUGAAGCCCCGAGUCCACCAAUCAUUGACCGGUUGAGUGUGUACGAAAAUGUAUCGAUUGGUUAUACCGUAGGAGUAAUUAAUUCAUCGGAUGCUGAUGUGGAUAGUCACCUGACCUUCUCGUUACUCACUGAUGCACAAGGUUUGUUUCGAAUCAAUUGCAACACCCUUCUGGUUAAUGGUCGUUUAGAUUAUGAAAGACAGUCAGAGUACAUAGUUACAAUUCAAGUUCGCGACAAUGGGUUUCCGAGCUUAUCUGCCACGUCGACGUAUAACAUUACAGUACUAGACUCAAAUGAACCUCCUAAAGGGGUCAUUUUACACGGGGGCUGGAUUAAGGAGUAUGUAAAUGGCCCCGAAGGAACACAAAAUGGAUCCUUUGUUGGAAACCUGUCAACCAUUGACGAAGAUGCAUUUGAUAGUCAUUACUAUGAAGUCAUUGAGCCUAUUCCUUCUCCCUUCGCUGUCGUCGGAUCUUCGUUGGUUGUUGCUAACGCUGGUCUCUUAGACUAUGAAAGCCAGAACCAAAUACCUGUGAACAUUCUUUCCACAGAUAAGGGAGGGGCAACCGUCACAUCCAGAAUUGUAGUUCGUUUGUCAGACGUUAACGAAAGACCAACAGCCAUUCUUCUAUCAGCGGCUACUUUCACUGAGCAUGCGCAAAUAGGUACUGUCAUUGGCACGCUGAGCGCACGUGACCCAGACCGACUGGGUAACCACACCUUUAUCAUCCUGACGUCAAACCCAGGAAACUCCUUCCGGGUCAUUGGCGACCAGCUUGUUUUGAAUAAAGACAUUGACUUUGAAACUACCCAUCAUCCUCUCCGUGUUGUUCUUCGGGUGACGGACAAUGGGGGAUUGAGUCAUGAUGAAGAGUUCAAUGUCACUAUUCUCGAUAAGAAUGAACCGCCUCAAGCAAUAAAACUCACAGCAUACGCCUCUUGCUCAGCAGGAGGACAAGUCUGUGUCCCUGAGAACAAAAUCAUUGGUUAUCACAUCGCUCGUAUCAGCGUUCAAGAUCCAGAUAGAGGAGACGUACCUUCUUGUGAAGUCGUUAGCGGAGACUUGAUCGGUGUUAAUAAAGGAAUAUUAGUAACGAAAGGCAAGAUAAACUAUGAAGCACUUGCUCCUACACAUAACAUAAGUGUAGGGUUACAGUGUAGGGAUAGAGGUGGACUAAGUAUUGAGGAGGCUUUUAAUGUUACUGUUACAGACGCCAAUGACCCUCCGUCGAACGUCUACAUAUCUCAUUACAUUAUCAGCUCCAAUGCACCUGUUGGAAGUCUUGUUGGUACGUUAUAUAUAGAGGAUGAAGAUUCUGGGGAUUCUCACACUUGCUACUUACUCAACAGUGAUCGCAGCCCUUUUGAGAUUCAUGGGCUUCAAGUGCGCACACGCGAAGUUCUAACCAACGCCACGCAUGCGCGCCAGCUUAUUCAAGUUUGGUGCCAGGAUUCCAAUGUGGCUGGGUCUCCGAAGGAUAUCUACAUCGACGUCAAAAACAUCGACAUGUCAGGAGUCAUCAACAUAACCCUGGACUCAAAUAAGAUCGCUGAAAAUAAACCCGCGGGCUCAUUGGUCGGUCACGUGUUUGCUUGGUCACAUGACCCGGCCGAGUCUUUCUCGUUCCAGUUAGAUAUAAAUGAUGAUUCUGCAUUCGCACUGACCAGAGGUAACAGUGAUCUUGUGACGACUAGGAGCUUGGACUACGAAAAUCGAGCGAACUACACGGUUGUUAUUCGUGUCUAUGGCAACAGCGGAAAAACAAACUUUGAAAAGUUUAUUAUUGAGAUCAUCGAUGUUUACGAACCUCCAGACCACCUUGUUCUCCAUCAUAAUUCUGUAAGUGAAAAUAUCGCUGAGGCGUUAGUCGGUAUUGUAACCCUAAAGGACUCGUUCACCAUGAACCAUGCUGUGAUAGUCAGCCUUGUUUCAGACCCUACCGAUGCCUUCCAGAUAAAGCCAUCUGUAGCUCCCUACACAUGGAAAAUCACAACUAAAACACCGCUGGAUUAUGAAAAGGCUCAAAGCCACGUGAUACGGUUUAGCUGUGAAUUACGUAAUGAUGCUAGUGGUCGGUUUGAGAUACGUGGACUCAACAUAGUGGUGGGGAAGUCCCGUGCGUUAGAUUAUGAGGACGCUUUGGGGCCGAAGUGUUUGAUCGACGUUAAAUGCCAGGAUCAAGAUGAAGAAGCUAUUAAUCAACAGUUUAUCAUUAAUAUUGUGAAUGUCAACGAACCACCGACGAGGAUAUUCUCAAUAAGUGACAGGUUUGAGGCUCCAGAAAACCAAAGCCCUGGAUAUCUCGUUGCUACGUUAGCCACCUUGGACCCGGACAAACAGGAUUCAUUCACGUACUCUUUACACCAUGAGAACUCUUCCACAGUCCCUUUCCGACUACACGGUAACCAACUCAUCACCACAACGAGGCUCAACUAUGAGUCACGUGAUCAUUAUGACAUUAAUGUCACGAGUAAGGACAGCGGUAACCUCAGCGUUACUCAGCGUUUAACAGUUGCUGUGGUCGAUACUAAUGACCCACCAACUGAUAUUGUUCUUCCUCGAGGAGUCUUCGUUACUGAGAAUCAAAAGGUCGAUACUAUCGUGGGAGAGCUAAGUACUCUAGAUGAAGAUCAAGAACAGAAACAUGUUUAUACCAUUCUUACUCAAACUCCUGGUGGGGUACUCGGCAUAAAACACACCAACAAACUCUAUAUACAAGACAACGGUCAGCUAGAUUACGAAUCAGUGAGGGCUAUCAAAAUAACUAUAUCAAGCACAGAUAAUGGCACGCCUAAUCAAUUGACGAAAGCUGUUGCCAUGGUGAUACCAAUCAAGGACGUGAACGAGCCUCCUUAUGACGUUGAGCUCAGCCGACAAAUCGUGUACGAAAAUUCGACCAUGGGUGCCURUAUUGGUGAUGUCGUCGUUAAGGACCCCGAUACUUUCCCGCAAUCCUUUUCGUGCUUACUAAUCGAUGACGCAGGAGCUCGUUUUAUGAUCCAAAAAAAUAAUUCAAAAAUUCAUCUCCUCACGUCAAUGAAUGGUAUUCCAUUGGACUACGAAGCGCAGAAAGAACACAGGAUCGUCAUCAAAUGCACCGACGGGGGAGGGUCUUGGUACCAGAAACAGUUUGUUAUCAAAGUCUUAGACUCGAAUGACAGGCCCACCAACAUAAUAUUCACUGAUUCACAAGGGGAUACGACUAUGGACCCUCACCCUCCUAACAGAACCACCCAGCUGAUCAGCACACCAGUAGUGACCGUUAAUGAGACGGCUGAAGUCGGUGUUACCAUAGUAACAUACGUCACAAUCAAAGAUGAGGAUAAUGUAAACAACCCCGCUCAACUGCAGACGCAUAAGUGCGUGUUGAUAAGUGAGGAGGAAGCAAAGUUGUUUGCUGUUGUUAGUGCGCAUGAUCCGUCUACUCGUCACAAGCGAUCGRCUGCCAAAAYGAAUCAGAUACCAAAAGAAUUCAURAUCCGUCCCGGAACAAACUCCAUUCUUGUGCGAAAGGUUUUAAACUAUGAGGCUCGCGCUGUGUUUACUCUGUUUCUUAAAUKUACAGACAGCGGUCUACCGCCGCUAUCAAUUGUUUCUUCGUUGCGCGUCCAAGUCCUUGAUGUUCCUGAACCCCCAACAGAUUUACAUCUAACCCCGUCAUCUCUUGGAGAAAACUCACCUGACGGGACCCUACUGGGGAACAUUUCUGUAACAGACGCGGAUGUGCCGAGCACUGGGUAUGUGUACGAGAUARCRUCCCAUGGGGUACCCUUCAKGGURGUCAGGGAYCAAGUAAUUGUCUCACGUGCACCAUUAGACCACGAGACAACACCAAUCAUUACUGUUCAAAUAACUGUACGUGAAGUAGUCUCUUCGCUCUCCUUUACCAAGAACGUCCAUGUGAAUAUCACAGACAUUAACGAAGCACCCACGAGAAUCGCUCUCAACGGCAGCAAAACAGCGGUAUCUCUCGAAGAGGACUCACCCGUUGGUCAUCUCAUUGGGUACAUAAUUGUAGAUGACCCUGACAGAUAUGAUUCUCAUCUAUUAUCAAUAGGUAGCCCAAACAGCAGUCAUUUUCGUAUCCAUGACAGCAAGCUUUAUGUUGGGUCUCAGCUGAAUGCCUGGUUUAUCAACCGCUACUCCCUAUAUAUCCGCGCGAUUGAUCGUGGGGGACUAAGUACGACUGGCGUAAUUACUGUAUUGGUUCAAGAAGUAGAUAUGUGUUCCAAUGGUAGAAAUAACUGCAGCGCGUUUGCCAUGUGUCUACGGGCUGGACCAGGACAAGCGAAAUGYUCUUGUAAACUCGGUUUUAAGGGCGACGGUUAUUCUUGCGUCGAUAUCGAUUACUGUGAGUCUGACCCAUGUCAUCUGGAUAACACCAUCGGGCCUUGCGAAGAUGGAUUCGGAGGAUACAAGAAUUACAGCUGUCCCUGUAAGACAGGGUGGUCGCCCCCGAAUUGUGACGUCAUGGURAACCRUUGUCGARCUAAGCCAUGUUCUGWGARCGGUACUUUGAGAUGUGAAUCUCAUGUUAAUGGUUACAAUUGUCUCUGUAAAGAGGGAUUUACUGGCUCACGUUGUGAGACUAAUGUUAGUCAUUGUUCAGAGCAAAGCUGUCUUCAUGGCGGAGCAUGCGUAGAAAAGAGGGAUGGAUUCAUUUGUCUGUGCAAGGAACCUUUCACUGGAGUCAACUGUGACACAAAUCGUUCAAUUUGUCGGGACGACCCGCACAUUUGUCCGCGAAACGGGACAUGUAUCCCGUACUCCGAGAACAGCACGACGAAGUAUUGGUGUAGCUGUAAUCCCCCUUGGAGCGGGGACUGUGCGGGAUGUGCACCGGGCUACGGCGGAGAUGAUUGUAAGCCGUGUCGAUAUCCAUGGACAGGCGAAAACUGUGAACAAGAUUGGAGAAACUGUAAAGAGGACACAUGUCAAAAUGAUGGAACAUGUAUUCCACUGAAAGGAAAAGAUUUCCUUUGUGUUUGUAGUUCUAACUUUACUGGGAAAAACUGCGAGGCUAAACUCACGACGGAGAACUCAUCGGAGGGUUCUAAUAAUAGCCGUACUAAAGAUACGACAAUAUAUGCCUUGAUUUCGAUUUGUGUUCUGCUUUUGUUGGUUUUAGUGAUAUCUCUUGUAGCGUGGUUGUGGAGGAAGCAUAGCAAAAGCAGGUCGAAUCACGGGAGAAUUGUAUUAACUCCAAAAGAGACGAAAGAUGUUAGCCCGCCAUUUGAAGACAUGAUGAAUACCAACAAAUACCAGUUUAGUAACCCAACCUUCAUACCUGACCCUCCAUCAGAGGAGAACAUUUUACGUGAAAUAUCUCAAGAAGUUCCAGUAAAACUUCAAGAUAAUAAUGAAGAAAAUACGAGAUUGUCAUACAGUACUAUCGACUUCAAGACUUCAAGUCCAGUGGCUACUAAGAUAUUUGACAACCCUCUGUACGAAUCUGCCGACCAAGUGAUCAGAAAAGAACUCGAAAACAAUUCAUUGAAUCCUCUGUAUAGAUCUGUGGACCAGGUAGAGAGUAAUCAUGGUAAACUAGCAUUAAAUCCGAUAUAUGUCUCAGGAGAACAAGCGAUUGAAGUAACGAAUAAGCGACUAUGGAGAGAAGACAGAUUUUCACAAUGUUAGAGGUUUUUUUCUCAGAACCGUGAUCAAAUUAACAAAUAGACAUCAGUUUUUUAUGUGUCUGUCCUCUUAUUGACGAUAAAUUGCAUCAUCAGAUUGUCAAAGUAGUGUGGAUCCACGAGGCGUAGUCGCUCGUUGACGACAGCUUUAUCUGUCUGUCCUCUUAAUAAUGAUAAAAAAUAACAAAUCAGCGCGCGAGAAAUCUGUUAGUUAUUGUAAAAUAGUUAGUAUACUAUAGAGGUUAGUAGAUAUUGGGUGCUUACCAUUUACCGGGAAAAACCGGAAAUUCUGCUUGCAAAAUGAAAGGUAUGCAUCAUUCCCGAAAAGAAAGUCCCGGAAAACUCGGGCCUCCAAUUGAAGUCAACCACUUUUCCCGCUCUUUUCGGUUCUUCCGGUAGACGCGUGUACCAGAUUUCGAAAGUCAAAGUUUCCCGCUCUUUUCUUACUAUUGGCGAAUGAAUUUCCAACCGGAUGGAUUGGUUUAGGUGGUAAACACGCCUCAUUAUCAUUGGGUUUUUUAUUUGACUAUUUUGUACAAAAUCACUCUAAAUAGACCAUAAGAUCACAAGGAUUUUCAUCAGAUCGUGAAACAGUUAUUGUACUAAUAGAGGUUAGUAUAUUAGCUAUUAUUAUAUAGAUAUCGAUGAAAUACA